This is a messenger RNA of Lytechinus pictus (painted urchin), 1566 nucleotides long. RefSeq names its product cilia- and flagella-associated protein 90-like. The transcript is spliced from 4 exons. Lineage: Eukaryota; Metazoa; Echinodermata; Echinoidea; Temnopleuroida; Toxopneustidae. Bases 1 to 516 code for a protein of 171 amino acids. The record is from RefSeq and is a predicted model, not a curated record.
AUGUCUUAUCCUGGUGAAGGAAAUGGAAUGUCAAAUUAUGGACUAAGCCAUCAGACCCCAGAGCAACAAAAACUCCUUUGGGUCGAAAUAGUCGGUCGAGAGCAGCGAAUCAAGAAGAGUCAUAUAGCUAUCAAAGGAGAUACAUCAGGGGUAUGGAAGGGAAGCGGAAAUCAUAAGACUUUCAAUGAGAAAGGAGAGGAAGAAAUCACUUACUUCAACAAUCAUAAACAGCACGAACCACACUCGACUUACGAUCGUCUUUUCCACGUGAAGCAUGGCUACCAGAGUAAGAUACAUAGAGAUGAUCGUGAACAUACACGAGGACUCAAUGUGCAUGACGAGGAAUCCGCUAAAGCCGUUCCAGCUCUCUCCUCUUCAGCAUACGGCCAUCGACCCCCUUUUGAGAAGACGACACGCAAGCACGCCCGCAUCGAGCGAGUAAUGAAAGGAUUUUACCGUCACCGCGGAACAAAUCUACCCGAAUAUGCAACGGAGGCCGAACAUGAACACCAUUAAAACCAAUGAUGUUAACACACACGUGGAGAUUAAGGAAUGGAUAGCAAUUAAUUAAGGUCUCUCUUUCUAUGACGAAUCAUAAACCUCCUUUUCACAAAAAUAGAAUGGAUAUGCUUUCCUUAUAACAAAAUGGAGGAUAGAAAUACAUUUGUUUUUAAAGAAGAGAAAUGUGACCUGGCCACCAUCCCCCCUCAAAAUAAACAAAUUAAUAGAAGUCUCGGUGAAAUCUGGCGGACAAUGGUAAGAAAAGGAGGUCACUAAAUGGAGGAUAGAAAUACAUUUGUUUUUAAAGAAGAGAAAUGUGACCUGGCCACCACCCCCCCUCAAAAUAAACAAAUUAAUAGAAGUCUCAGUGAAAUCUGGCGGACAAUGGUAAGAAAAGGAGGUCACUAUCCAGAAAAAUUAGAAGGCGAAGCGUUCCCCAUUGCUUUCAUAUAUCCAAACCUUUUAAAAUAAUGACUUAUCAAUUUAAAAAAAAAUCAUCAUAAUCAUGAUGGCAAACGAAGCUUUUGAGGCAAUUGAUGGAACAGAUUUCAUCCCAGACAAACAGCCAUCAAACAUUUCUUUCUAUAAUAAUGUAUAAUAAUGUAAGUUUUGAUGGGGAGGGGUAUUCUUUCUGUACAGUCUGGACCUUAAUUAUAGACAUUGUGAAACCAACAAUAAAAUUUACAUAUUCAGACAAUCUAUUACAUCAUUGAAUACUGUACACUGGGAUGGGCGAAAGUGCCUUCAUAAAAUCUCAAUCCUUUGAGUUAUCUGGGGGAAAAUCAUAAAUUGUAUGCAACACAUGUAUGCAUUCAUUUUCAUAUCCCUGAGGCCAAUUCCCAUAAAGAAUUACAACUACACUGUAUGGUGACUUUGCCAUUAUUUCAACUACCAUGGAAACCUUGAUUGUGAUUGGCUGCUGAGCCACGUUACCAUGGUAGUUGCCAUAGUAGCAAUGUUAUAGUUGCAAGCAUUUAUGAAAUGGGCCCCUGGAAUUACAGAUGUUUCCUGGAGAAGCAUAAAGCGGGUAAGGGGAUAAGAAUAGAAAUAAAGUGACACAUUAAU